GGCUUAUCCCCGGCCGCCCCCCCGCCCCUUGGCCCCGCCUCCAAACAGCUGCCCUUGCUGGGUCUGUGCUGUUCAUGACGCAUUGGUCCGCUUCCAGAGAAGCGGAGGAAAACCUACGGGCGCUGUUGUUGUAACUCUGCGGCUGUCAGGCGAUACCGCUUGCAGACAUGGCCUCGGAGACGGUGGAUGAGCGGUCUCCCUUGCUGUCAUUGCCAGACUCCGGUAAUGUCACACCUACAGCGCCGCCGUAUCUGCAGGACGCCAGCCCGAGAGCAGAACUGCCUCCUCCUUACACUGCCAUAGCCAGCCCAGAUGCCAGUGGUGUGCCCGUCAUUAACUGCAGGGUGUGCCAGUCUCUCAUCAACUUGGAUGGCAAGCUGCAUCAGCACGUGGUGAAAUGCACCGUUUGCAAUGAAGCCACGCCUAUCAAAAACCCUCCAGCAGGAAAGAAGUAUGUAAGAUGUCCAUGCAACUGUCUUCUAAUCUGUAAAGAUACGUCUCGGAGGAUAGGAUGUCCCAGGCCCAACUGCAGACGAAUAAUCAAUCUCAGCCCAGUGAUGGUGAUUCCAGAGGAGCAGCCCGCGCAGCCUGCUCUGCCAGUCCAGCCCGAAGGCAUGCGCGUAUUGUGCGGACACUGUGGCAAUACAUUCCUAUGGAUGGAGCUCCGAUUCAACACAUUGGCAAAAUGCCCACACUGCAAAAAAAUAUCUUCUGUCGGUAGUGCUCUUCCACGAAGGCGUUGCUGUGCAUACGUCACUAUCGGCAUGAUGUGCAUCUUCAUCGGUGUCGGAUUAACUGUUGGUACCCAAGACUUCGCUAGACGUUAUCAUGCCACCUAUGUAUCCUGGGCUUUUGCCUACCUCCUGGGUUUAAUCUGCCUGGUCCGGGCUUGUUACUGGGGAGCUGUUAAAGUCAGCUAUCCGGAGAACAGUUUUGCAUAGACUUGUCUUUAACAUGCAGUUUUUCUUUGACCUUUUUUCUCUCUUGUGGAUUCAGUUUGGCAGAGUUGGAUGCUAGACGGUGGACAUUUUACACGUUUUAAGUACUGCGUUUUGUUACCAACUAGACCAAAAGAAGUAACCUUUUAAGAACAAUUGCCCAUUGCACUACAUUUUUAUGCAAUUAUUAUUUUCUUUUGCUGCUAGAUUGCCCAGCUCGAAAGACAUCAGCUGAGUUCUAAUGUGUCAGAAACAGCCUGUAUGUUGUUUUUUUUUUAGAAUAACCUGAACUGCAAGGACUUUUAUUGUGUUACAUCCAUUGUGUCAUUAAUAACAGAUUCAUAAAUAUACUUUAUAGGUCUUAGCCUUUCAGAAACAGUAACUUGUACUGUAUGUUCUUGAACCUUAAAAUUAACUUCAUCCUGUACCGCUUGCAUUCAGUUUAAGCAAUAAACCUUAUUUUAGGUCAUUCUGGUCAUCAGCUCUACACAUGUAAUGUAUUUCAACACUUCAACUGCCUUCUAACAGGUUGGUAAAGAUUCUUUUUACCACAGAUGUUAGAAAUCGCAUAUGCAUGGUUUUCUGCACCAGUGUUUGAGUUGCCUAUGUCAGAAAAGGAACAGUUAGAGUAUUUAGAAUCCUCUCUAUGUAAUUCCCUGUAAUGUAUUGUGAAACUUCUUCCUGCUUACAGCUUGUUUCUUGGAUCUAUAACAAUUCAGUAGCAUCUACAAUAGUUCAGAAUUCUGUUGACAAAAUGGGCACAAUAAAUAUCUUGUUCUGAAUGUGGAAAAAACUUUGUACAUUGAAAAAACACUAAAAGCAGUAGUUCACGUUGAAAUAUGCCUUGUGUCUUUUUAAAAAGGAUAAUAAUUUAUCAAUAAAACUAUAAAACGUUUCUUUAUGUUUCACAGAUUUUCUUCCUUCUUUUUUGAUGUGCUCUGUAAUAAAGACCAGUUUACUACAGCAGCUCUGUUAUCAACAGUUCUAAAUUCCUAGCUUAUGAACUCGCCAAACUUUGUCAUGGUGCAUCAUCUUUAUUGAAUGUUUAAACUUGUUUAGUCUGUUUACUACUUGGAUUUAUUAGAAAUUAGCAGGUAAAUUCCAUUGGAACAACAUCUGGGGAUGUUCUAAGGGAACCAUAUAGAAGCAUUACGUUUUAAAAUUAUAUUUUAAUUCUGAAUUGACUGAAUUCUGAAUUGACUGAAUUCUGUAUCUCUUGAGGACGUCUGAAUAUAUACAGUAUACAGACAUUUCUGGCCAUUUUUUUCCAUGUCAGAUUUCUCUAAAUCUCCUUUAAUUUGGUUGGCCAUUGUUUCCAUCUCUCAUGAAUCCCUAAUCCUUUUGAUUACCUGUAAAAUAUCUGCCUGAAUCACAGAAAAGAGCACCUUAAAACAGGUGUAAUACAGUAUGGUCUUAUGGUCUUUAUUAAAAUAACUAGAGUUGAGAGUAACUUUUUUUAAGGAAGUUAGAGCAGGAUGGCGAGAUGAUCUGUGUUGGAGUUGGAGUGAAAGGAAGAUUGAUGAGUACAAGAUGCCAACUUGCAUAAAUGUGUUUGUACAACUUCUGGGCAUUUUUUCAUUCUGUCUUAAUGUAUUUACUUGCAUCUUGCAAUAUUUACUGUGUCACUAACAUAACAUGUAGCAGUGUUCUAAACCUUUUCAGUAUUGAAGUGAGGCUGACUUGAGCUUUUAGAUUUCGUAUUUGGUAAAUGAGAAAGAAGAACAUCUGGCGAAGUCUCUAGUUGAAAUUUGAAGUGCUGCUCACCUUCUGUUUAUUGUAUUUCUUCCAAUCAUUAUGUCCAGUCUGAAAAAAUGACUUUUAGAAUUCUCUUCAAUUCUUCUUCUACUGUGUUUUCAGCUGACAAAUCUGUCAUGUUUACUAGCCAAGUAUGAAAGUCAAAAUCAGAUGUAACUUUUUUCAAUCAAUAAAAGCAAAGAAGUGAUCUUAAACACUUA
This is a messenger RNA of Lepisosteus oculatus (spotted gar), 2893 nucleotides long. RefSeq names its product phosphatidylinositol-4,5-bisphosphate 4-phosphatase 2 (gene pip4p2). Gene Ontology annotation, cellular component: plasma membrane; lysosomal membrane; phagocytic vesicle membrane. NCBI's taxonomy places the organism in Eukaryota, Metazoa, Chordata, Actinopteri, Semionotiformes, Lepisosteidae. Gene Ontology annotation, biological process: phosphatidylinositol dephosphorylation. The record is from RefSeq and is a predicted model, not a curated record. Gene Ontology annotation, molecular function: phosphatidylinositol-4,5-bisphosphate 4-phosphatase activity.